UCGGUCGUUUAUUAAGCGAAAUCACAUUUGAUCCAUAUGACACAUCUUCUCCUCGAAGAAUAACCUUUCUUCUCCAAACAAAAACUCUCCUUUGCUUCCGUUUGAUCUGUCUGGCAUGCUUCUUCUUCCUCAAUUCGCAUUUUAUUUUGGAUUUGAUCCUCUCUUUUUUUGGUGUAGAAAUCGCUAGAAUCCACUCGUUGAUUUGAUACACUCGAUGAGGAAUGUUUUUUUUUAAAUUUUUUUGAAAAGCUUGCAUCUUUGUAGAUAAGAACAAUGGCUUAGAUGUUGUUUAUUUGAUGGUGUUUUCAUCUCUUUGCAGAAAAAAAAAAAAAAAAAAAAAAGUUUAAAACUUUUCAAAGUUUCUUGACAAGUUGUUCAAAUGGGUGCGCCAAAGCAGAAGUGGACACCGGAGGAAGAAGCAGCCCUUAAAGCUGGUGUUCUUAAGCAUGGCACUGGCAAGUGGCGUACUAUUCUCUCCGAUCCUCACUUCAGCUCAGUUCUCAAGUCUCGCUCUAAUGUCGAUCUCAAGGACAAGUGGAGAAACAUAAGUGUGACUGCGUUGUGGGGUUCACGGAAGAAGGCUAAACUCGCUCUUAAAAGGGCUCUCCCUCCUCCUCCUCCUAAACAUGAUGAUGAUAACAACACUAGAGCUCUGACAUCGCCACGAACUCAUGCUUCAAAGAAAUCAAUUACAAGUUUGGACAAGAUCAUCUUGGAGGCAAUUACCAACCUGAAGGAGCCACGCGGUUCUGACAGGACAUCCAUCUUUAUCUAUGUAGAGGAGAAUUUCAAGACUCCGCCGAAUAUGAAAAGACACGUGGCUGUAAGAUUAAAGCAUCUAUCAUCAAAUGGACCAUUAGUCAAGAUAAAGCACAAGUACAGGUUCUCUACUAAUUUCACUAGCGCAGGAGCAAGACACAAGUCUCCUCAACUCUGUUUAGAAGGAAACAACAACUCACCAAGACCCAAGGAGAACGGCGCCAACAUUCUCACCAAGUCCAGAGCAGACGGAGAGUUAUUCAUGAUAAAAGGCAUGACAGCGCAAGAAGCUGCAGAAACCGCUGCCAGGGCAGUUGCAGAGGCAGAGUUUGCAAUCACAGAGGCUGAAGAAGCAGCGAAAGAAGCAGACAAAGCAGAAGCCGAAGCUGAAGCUGCUCAAAUAUAUGCAAAGGCAGCCGUGAAAGCUUUGAAGUUCAGGAUCAGUAAUCAUACUUGGUAAAACAUAAAAGCAACCAUUACGGGAAAGCUCUUUAGCAGAGCAAGCCCUUAUAUAUAUAUAGUCAAACCAUUAAUGGUUUCUUAUUUCAAAAGUUUAAAUCAUGUGAUUAUCUCAUCACCUGCAGAGAACUCAAAAGCUUUCAAUACCUAUGUGUACUCUCUCUUUUUGGUCAGUAGUAAAUCCGCAGUUUGAUCAUAUGUAUAUAUGUUCAUAACUCUUGAGAUUCUGUAAAAAACUGAGUCUUUAUUUUUCUGUUUGUA
This is a messenger RNA of Brassica napus (rape), 1479 nucleotides long. RefSeq names its product telomere repeat-binding factor 2-like. Lineage: Eukaryota; Viridiplantae; Streptophyta; Magnoliopsida; Brassicales; Brassicaceae. Gene Ontology annotation, cellular component: nucleosome. The transcript is spliced from 5 exons. The coding region runs from base 380 to 1219 and encodes 279 amino acids. Gene Ontology annotation, molecular function: double-stranded telomeric DNA binding. Gene Ontology annotation, biological process: nucleosome assembly. The record is from RefSeq and is a predicted model, not a curated record.